CUAUUUUGCUCUUCACUUUCUACAGACGAACAAGGCUUGUGUAACUCUAUUUCGUGUGCUCGUAAAACUGGAGAAACUCAUCCAAUUAUAACAACUUUCAAAGCCGACACCCUCCAAUCAAGAGAAGCUUCGUAUUUGUCUCAGAAGCUGUGCCAUAUGCCAACCAGUUGGCUGAGACCAACUCGGUCAAUGCCGAAGGUGACUCUGAGAUGUCUCAUGCAACCGAUCUUUACCCUUCGAUGGUCCGUUGUGCAUAUAUAGAACCACGAUACUCUCGUAGUCCCCAAGGACUCCAAUACUCGACUAUCAGUCCAUCACUGAAUCAAUCAAACAGGGAUCACAACCUCAUACAAUGCAUACACCAACUCCUCUCACCGUCUGCACUGUGCUUGCUGCCCUUGCCAGUUGUAUCACGACAUCAUGGGCUCAAGAUGCGCCUGCCAUAAAGGACUCUACUAUCCUGCGCUCGACUGUUAGCUGCCCCGACUGCCCGGAGAGAAACUGCUACAAAUGCACACUCGGCCACGAGAAAACACUCCGCGCAAACACAGGCGGCCUGGCCUGGGUGCGCUUCCUGGUUGGCUUCAAGCUCCCUGUCCCAGUUACCCAUGCAACCAAGUGCACUGUGCAGUUCCCUGCCUUCGUUCGGCCUAAUACGUUCGCCGUGAAUGUAACAGUCGCCCGAGCGCUGUCCUCGGACUGGGAUGAAGAUACCGUGGAUGGCGAGAAUGCUCCUGACUCCGGCGAUAUCUUUACUAGCAUGUUGCUUGAGCCGUAUCAAAACAUGCAGGCAAUGGAUAUCACAGCAGCAUGUAAGGGCGCGCAGGCCGACGGGGAAUUUUCGAUUUACGUGGGCACUCAGUCCGACAGUAUUGAGAUCUGGUCCAAGGAUUCUGGUGCUCCGGCUAUUCUCCAUGUCAGUGGGCCUGCGUGCAAGGCAUCCUAGAGAUUCAUCUUACUGCUGGAGUGAAUGAUGAGACUGGAGUGACGGCUGUCACGCCGUCACGUGAACGAAAAUAAUGAUAGCUAUUUGCUGAUUGGGGUCUUUAAAGUGUAAUGUUCUUAAUGUUUAAUUUCCAUUUGGAAAGUUAUGACCCUCUACGAUACUAUCAUUGUAUUAAGCAUGGUCUUAUGUAUCUAUUUCUAGUCCUCCCGGGGAACUGCCUAUGUAGGGACCAGAAGGUCAAAAGCAGCACGGAGUUGCAUAUACAUGAUUGGCCAUGAUGUUCAUUUCAUAAAACAACAAGGAAUCCUUUAUGAC
Messenger RNA from Aspergillus novofumigatus IBT 16806, 1261 nucleotides. RefSeq lists its product as uncharacterized. The record is from RefSeq and is a predicted model, not a curated record. The transcript has a single exon. NCBI's taxonomy places the organism in Eukaryota, Fungi, Ascomycota, Eurotiomycetes, Eurotiales, Aspergillaceae. Bases 353 to 946 code for a protein of 197 amino acids.